Messenger RNA from Haliotis rufescens (red abalone), 4276 nucleotides. Its product is annotated as polyribonucleotide 5'-hydroxyl-kinase Clp1-like. Lineage: Eukaryota; Metazoa; Mollusca; Gastropoda; Lepetellida; Haliotidae. Gene Ontology annotation, biological process: tRNA splicing, via endonucleolytic cleavage and ligation. The transcript has 13 exons. Gene Ontology annotation, cellular component: nucleus; mRNA cleavage factor complex. Gene Ontology annotation, molecular function: polynucleotide 5'-hydroxyl-kinase activity. The coding region runs from base 100 to 1368 and encodes 422 amino acids. The record is from RefSeq and is a predicted model, not a curated record.
UCACGUGACAAAACAUGGCAGCGCCCAUUGAAUGUUGCAUGUGAGGCGCAACUCGUAAACAAAUAGAAAUAUUUGAAGGAACAACUUAGAACCAAAGCUAUGGCUGACGAUAAAGAAGAGAGAAAGGAAGAAUACAAACUUGAGAAGUUUUCUGAAUUAAGAUUUGAAGUGGAAUCUAAAGCAAGUGUGAACUUAGAGUUAUGCGAUGGAAUGGCUGAGGUGUUUGGCACGGAAUUAACCAAAAAUAAGCGCUAUGUGUUUCAAGCCGGCUCCAAAGUGGCCGUGUUCACAUGGCAUGGUUGUACCAUCAAACUCAGCGGCAAGACGGAAGUUGCCUAUGUUUCCAAGGAGACCCCGAUGGUGAUGUACGUAAAUACACAUGCAGCGCUGGAACAGAUGAGGGAGAAAGCAGAUACCGAGAACUCCCGCGGACCAAGGGUGCUUGUUGUUGGGCCAACUGAUGUCGGAAAGAGCACGCUGUGCCGCCUCCUCUGCAACUACGCUGUGCGGCUCGGGCGUGCUCCAGUCCUGGCGGAUCUAGACGUUGGUCAGAAUCAGAUAGGAAUCCCAGGAACAAUAGGGGCUAUCGUCGUGGAGCGGCCUGCUGAUGUGGAGGAGGGCUUCUCGGAGGCAGCACCACUCUGUUUCCACUUCGGACACAAGUCCCCUAGCGAGAAUCUCACACUCUUCAAUCUCCUCGUGUCGCGACUGGCCGAUGUCAUCAAUCUGCGAUGUGAAUCCAGCAACAAAGCCAAUAUGAGCGGGGUUAUCAUCAACACGGGGGGUUGGAUACGAGGAGGGGGAUACGAGGCCAUUAAACAAGCUGCAGGAGCCUUUGAAGUUGAUGCUGUGAUUGUCUUGGACCAAGAGCGGCUGUAUAAUGAGAUGAAACGAGACAUGCCGGAAUUCGUCAAGAUCAUCCUGCUGCCAAAGUCAGGAGGGGUAGUGGAGCGGUCAACACACGUGCGUGCCGAGGGCAGGGACGCCAAGGUGCGGGAAUACUUCUACGGCAUCAAGAACACCCUGUACCCUCACACGUUCGAAGUCAAGUUUGCAGAUGUCAAAAUAUUUAAGAUUGGAGCCCCACCCCUGCCCGAAUCGUGCCUGCCCCUGGGGAUGAAAGCCCAGGACAACAAGACCAAGCUGGUACCCCUGCUGCCCAGUAACAACAUCCUGCACCAUGUCCUGAGCAUCAACUCCUCCACCACCAUCGAACAGACCAUGAUUGAGUCGAACACGCUGGGAUUUAUUGUUGUGACGUCGGUGAACAUGGAGAAAAUGACGUUCAAUGUGCUGUCCCCAGGUGCUCCACCACUGCCCAACACCAACCUGUUUGUCAUGGACAUUCAGUUUAUGGACAUCAAGUGAAGUGCAGGCAUUGUCACAACAUGGGCACUGAACUUUCCAGCAGUCUCAGACAGAGAAAACAUAGUUACUCUGACAAGGAAUAAGUCGCACCUGUCCAGUGAGAGUGUCUGCACUGACUACUGUGGAUCAUACACAAUCAGACACAAUGCCCAGAACAAUAGUGCUCGCAUUCUGAUAAUGACCCAUUAUACAAUGUGCAACACACAGACUUGUAGUCAGGAUUCCUGAAUCAUGAGCACACAAUCCCAGCCCUACCGAUGGUUGCCUAUUUUUUAAGGAUAGACACUCACUUGUCCAUUAGUCCAAGACAAAUGCAAAUCAAGAGGGAUUUGUUUUCUACCAAAAUCUAACUAUUUUACAUAAAUGUUUAGUCCAAAAGGGCCUGCAGAAUAGUUGGAUUGACCAACGGUGUCAACCCCUGUUUUGUAUGUCAUCAACUGUUUUACAAGUCCUUCAUCCAACCCCUGGGCAACAAUAUAUCAUCACCACCACCAUCACCAUCACCAUCACCAUCACCAUCACCACCACCACCACCACCAUCGCUUUGUGCUGUGCUUUUAAAUUCUCUCAAAAGUGUAAUUUUUACCUCCGUAAACUUUUCCUCCUCUGAAAUUGCCAGACUGGAGGAGAUGGCAUACAUGUUCCUCCUUAUGUUGACAUUAUAUUUUGUUUAUUUCUUUUUAGAAUUUAGCGCAAGCCUUUAGUAUUUAUGAAGAAAAUAUUUGAGUGUCAAUGCUGACAGCAACGUUUGUCUAUCAGCUGUCUUUGUUGUUUUUACUACAUUUGCAGGUGAGCUACAGUGCCACGACUGUUUUUUACGACCCUCUCCCAAAUUGUGCCUUGCUUGUACAACCUCCUCCAGACCCAGUCAUACCCUACAGCUGCCUAUCAUGGUAGCACAUGUUAUAUACCUCACUGGGUGGCUCAGUCGUCCAAGGCGGUACAAUUCACUGUGAAAAGUUGUGUCCCUUGGGCACGCCAGAAAUCUAUGAAUGUGGUUUCAAAUCCCAAUUCACCGCGAUUAUGUUGCUUCACUGGCUACAUUGUUGCUUGAGUUAUGAUGGACUCCAACCGUGAAAACCUUCAUUCUACAAUGAUUUGAAGAACAACGACCCUUGGAAGUCUGCUAACAAUGGGAGCUGCGAUAGCUGUGUAGCUGAUAGCUUCAAUGGGGUGAAACGGUGUAAGGUCAUGUCUUAAAAGACUGUCAUCUAUUAGUUGCUGAGAUUGCUUGUGGAAUGAGGACCAUUAUUCCAAUGAACUCGGUAACUUGAGUCUUCAAACAAAUCUGUGUGCAACUGGAUACCUCUACUCAUUGGGUUCAUCUGCCAAUGUUACCCAGAUCAGCACCAGAGACAAGGUCUGAGCUGAGGCAGACUAACCUGCAGUUGAAAGUUCACUUGUCCACAUGUUGUAGUGAGUGAGUGAGUGAGUGAGUGAGUGAGUGAGUAUGGUUAAAUGCCUCCUUUAGCAAUAUUCAAGGUCUGAGCUGAGGCAUACUAACCUGCAUUUGAUAGUUCACUUGUCCACAUGUUGUAGUGAGUGAGUGAGUGAGUGAGUGAGUGAGUGAGUGAGUGAGUAUGGUUUUACGCCACUUUUAGCAAUAUUCCAGCAAUAUCAGAGUGGGGGACACCAGAAUUGGCUUCCCACAUUGUACCCAUGUCGGUAAUUGAACCGGGGUUUUCGGCGUGACAAGCGAACACUUUAACCUCUAGGCUACCCGACCGCCCCCCACAUGUUGUAGAAGAUGUAAAUAUUUUGUAGAUAACACAAUGUACAUAUUUCAUAAGGAACAUUCAUCAUACAUGAACAGUCAUUAUCUUAAAAGAAAUAUCAUUUUGUGCUGUUGCUACAUGAAAGAGAUCACUUUCUUUAGAUGUCUUUAAGGCGUAAAAAAUAAAAGAAUUGGUUCUCAGGCAAUGAAAACAUCGUGCAGGUGGACAGGCGGUUUUGUUUUGUUUUUUGUUUUUUGUUUUGUUUUUUGAUUGAUCAAACUAGUAAGGACCUCCCUACAUAAACAAUUAUGCAAACUGCUAUUACCACCAUGACCAUAACACCAGAUGCGCAGUAAAUCAGUGUGCAUGUAAAGGGAAGUAACUGUGUGCUAUAUUGGAUCGCAUUGUUUUUAAGAAUUAGGAUUUUUUGAUUAUUUUGAUAAUGGAAAUAAAAACGAAAUUUGCGGCGGACUUUAUGAUGAUGUGGGCAGUGCCUGAGAACCAAGACUCUUAUUAUUGUUUUAGCCUUAGGAAAACCAUGGAAAGGUUGUGCAGAGUUGUGUCCCUUUGUCAUGGGUAGUGAUAGUGUUCCGAGGUCUCAGCACAGUGCUCAUACUUUUUACUAGAAACCUGCAACACUUGCUCAUUAAGCUGUAACAUCCAGAAACAAGGGAAAUACUUUGUGAAACCCACAUCAAUCACUCACUCAAGGAGCAGAUGUGUCGCAUCAUACUUAUUAAAUGAAAUAAGAUCCUACACACCAUCAACUUGCCUAUAUCAAUACUGUUCGAUAGAUUCAAUUUUAUAUACAUUGUGAUCAUUAAGCCCUAAACAGUUUUUGAUUGUCAGCCAGCAGCCUUAUCGGUAUAAACCUCAGUAAGCUGACAUCAUAUAAUAGCUGAUGCGGCUCAACCUAAGAAAGACGACUCCCCACACCAGUUUCUGCAAAAUCAUUGUCGAAGAAGUGCUUAUGUAUUUCAGACUUACACUUAAUACGUGAUUGUGUAAAUUUUAGAAACUUUGAAUAUUAUAUUUUUUAAGGAUGAAUAGCUAAAUCUGUUCGAUGUCAUCUAUUUUACAUGUUAUAUAUUGUCCCGAGUUAAGACGAGGGUGUUUGUUCAUUGCGAUUUGUUAUUGUAUUCAUACCAUUUCAAAUGAAUGGAGUUUCUCUUGGAAUAAAGCAUUUUAUCAUG